Sorex araneus (European shrew) is the source of this 1245-nucleotide messenger RNA. Its product is annotated as olfactory receptor 51G2-like. Gene Ontology annotation, biological process: G protein-coupled receptor signaling pathway. The record is from RefSeq and is a predicted model, not a curated record. Bases 1 to 1245 code for a protein of 414 amino acids. Gene Ontology annotation, cellular component: membrane. The transcript has 5 exons. Gene Ontology annotation, molecular function: G protein-coupled receptor activity; olfactory receptor activity. NCBI's taxonomy places the organism in Eukaryota, Metazoa, Chordata, Mammalia, Eulipotyphla, Soricidae.
AUGCACUUAAGGACAGAUACAGGCGAGUCGGAGAAGGAGGCGGAGUGUGGGAGGAGCGAUGGGCCGGGCGGGACGCUGGAGAGCGGGUGGGCGGGCGCUGGGUGGAGGAGGAGCGAGCCAGGCCCGGGAGUGCGGUCCGGCGAGCUCCGGGCCGCAGGAUCGGUGAUUCUUCAGUUCCAGGACUCAGUGGCAAGGUGGUACCCAACAAGACCUGUCAUUCUCAUCCUUCUGUCCUCCAACUUUGGAGAACGACAAAGCAUUCUGGGUGGACAACUCCCUCCUGGAAUCACCACGUUUUCCUGCAACACCAGCACUUCCGGUCACUCUACCUUCCUCCUCACUGGUUUUCCAGGACUGGAAGCCUCUCAUCAUUGGGUUUCCAUCCCCAUCAACCUCAUCUGUGUGAUUUCCAUCCUGGGUAACAGUAUCAUCCUCUUCCUGAUCCGCACUGAUUCAGCUUUACACGAACCCAUGUACAUCUUCCUAUCCAUGCUGGGGGCCUCUGAUCUGGGUCUCUGUGCCUCUACUUUUCCCACAAUGGUGCGGCUCUUUUGGCUGGGCACUCGUGAGCUGCCUUUUGAUUUCUGUGCUGCACAGAUGUUCUUUAUUCAUGCCUUCACCUAUGUGGAAUCUGGCGUGCUGCUAGCCAUGGCCUUUGAUCGCUUCAUUGCCAUUCGGGAACCUCUUCACUACGCCACAAUUCUUACACAUUCAACCAUGGCCAAAAUGGGGGUUGCAAUUCUGGUGAGGGCUAUCGUGCUCAACCUCCCAGGACCCAUUCUUUUACGGCGCCUGUUCUUUCCCCAGAUCAGUGAACUCUCUCACUGCUACUGUCUCCACUGUGAUCUUGUAGGAUUGGCUUGCUCAGACACCAAGGUUAACAGCUUAUUUGGCCUGAUCUCCAUUCUUUUUUCCUUGGGCCUCGAUUCCUUCCUCAUCAUGCUUUCCUAUGCCCUGAUUCUACGAACUGUGCUGACCAUUGCCUCACCUGGUGAGCGACUCAAGGCACUCAACACGUGUGUUUCACACCUCUGUAUUGUUCUUAUCUUUUAUAUGCCAAAACUGGGGCUGUCUGUGUUGCAUCGAGUAGAGAAACACCAUUACCCUGCCUUAGCAGUGCUCAUGGCCAACCUACAUUUUUUGGUUCCACCCUUCAUGAACCCUAUUGUCUACUGCAUCAAGUCUAAGCAGAUCAGGCAGGGUCUCCUAAAACGCUUUCUGCAGAAAAAGAUUGAUGUGUCCUAG